This is a messenger RNA of Striga asiatica, 1357 nucleotides long. NCBI's taxonomy places the organism in Eukaryota, Viridiplantae, Streptophyta, Magnoliopsida, Lamiales, Orobanchaceae. The record is from the annotation of a GenBank genome assembly.
GUCUAGGCCACCUGCACCAACCUCCUCCUUCUACUGCCACCACUUUCUCUCUCUACCUCUCUACUCUCUCUCUCGCUAGCUCUUCUCAUCAUUAUCUACCCUCUUUUCAUCGCGUUUCCCUGCUAAAUGCUCCAGCUCAAAUCCCUAAUUUUUUCAAUUCCCAAUAGCGCCGCCGUACAAUCCGCACCCAUGGCCGAUUAACCACCUUAUUUCUCGUCGUUUGUGUAUGUGUGUGUGUGUGUGAAUUUUGUGUUUCGGGUAAUUGUAGAGGAAAUAGGCGGAGAUGACAGGAGGCGCGCGGAUGCCGACGUGGAAGGAGAGGGAGAACAACAAGCGGCGCGAGCGGCGGCGGAGGGCGAUCGCGGCCAAGAUAUUCGCCGGACUCCGGCUGUACGGAAACUACAAGCUCCCCAAGCACUGCGACAACAACGAGGUGCUCAAGGCCCUCUGCGGCGAGGCGGGCUGGACGGUUGAGCCCGACGGGACCACCUAUCGCAGGGGAUGCAGACCAGCCGAGAACUUGGACAUGGGGUCCUUAUCCGCGAGCCCGUGCUCAUCCUACCAACCGAGCCCCCACACCUCAUACAAUCCGAGCCCGGCCUCCUCUUCUUUUCCGAGCCCUGCCUCGUCAGCAUACCCUCCCUCCAUACUCGCCGAUGGCAACUCCCUUAUCCCCUGGCUCAGAAACCUCUCCUCCUCAACCGCCACGUCAGCAAAGUGCCACCUCAUCCACGCGGGCUCCAUCAGUGCCCCUGUGACCCCUCCCUUGAGUUCCCCCACGGCCCGUACCCCACGACUCGGUCUCGACUGGGAUAACGGGCCCUUUGCAAGGCCCGGAUGGGCCGGGCCCAAACACCCGUUCCUCCCUCUGUCGACUCCUCCGAGCCCGGGCCGGUGGCUGGCCGGAGCCCAGAUCCAGCAAAGCGGGCCGGCCUCGCCGACUUUCAGCCUCGUCUCGGCGAACCCGUUUGGGUUCACGGCGGAAGAUCUGUCGCGGGCCGGGCCCAUGGUGACGUGUACUCCGGGCCAGAGUGGAACGUGCUCGCCGGCUGUGGGUGGUGGCAGGGGUUCGGAUGUCCCGAUGGCUGAUGUGGGCCCGAACGAGUUUGCUUUCGGGAAUGACGUGGCGGUUGGGCUCGUGAAGCCGUGGAAAGGGGAGAGGAUACACGAGGAAUUUGGGUCGGAUGAACUCGAGCUCACUCUCGGAAGCUCGAAAACGAGAUUACCCCAAAUCAUAUUCAAUUCAAGUUCACAUUACAAAGUCCCGGUAGGAAGCCUACUAGCCGAGCUCUCGUCUUUGCUCUCGACUGAAACCGACGAGUCGACCCACGACCUGUCUAUCGAGACUCCAUCUUGA